ACACUGUUGUUGUGAAGACGUUUUUGUUUUAGUUUUGUUUGUUUGUUUUUGUAAUAAAACACACUCAUGUUUAUCGUCAACAGCGUUUCCUAGACGUUUACGUCACAUAUCGCGUCACGUUUUAGUGGAAGCACGAGGGGAUUUCAGUGGAUUUCUCCGCGUGGAUCAAGCUGUGGGAUAUCUGCUGUGCCUGACAUGUGUCCGUGACUGCAGGGGACGAGGCCGUAAAUGGUGUCUGGGAUCCAAGUCGGUUUAGAGCGUUUCGUUUCCUGGUCAUGGAAGGUCCAGAACCGGUUACCGAUUAUUUAAGGGAAGUGAACGGACACUUGAAUGAACUUCAGAGCUCCGGUGAAGGAUGCUCUCCUUGCCGUAAGAGCACCCGUUGUUUGAUCCCGCCGGUGUACUGGAAUGAGCUGCUACAGCUUGUUAAACUGGCAGGACCGGUGCUCAUUUCUCAGCUGAUGGUCUACAUGAUCAGUACAGUCAGUAUGGUGUUCUGUGGUCACAUGGGGAGAACUGAGCUUGCAGGAGUGUCACUAGCAGCUGCGGUGGUUAACGUCAGUGGUAUUUCUGUUGGCACUGGUUUAUCAGCAACUUGUGAUACCCUGAUAUCUCAGACGUAUGGGAGCGGUAACUUGAAGCGAGUCGGUGUGAUUCUCCAGAGGGGAGUUCUGAUUCUGCUGCUGGCCUGUUUCCCCUGCUGGGCCGUCCUCAUCAACACUGAGCCCCUCUUACUCGCAGUCGAACAGAGUCCGGAGGUCGCCAGUCUCGCCCAGAUGUAUGUGAAAAUCUUCAUGCCUGCUCUCCCGGCUGCUUUUAUGUACCAACUGCUUGGAAAGUAUCUACAAAAUCAGGGAAUUAUGUGGCCUCAGGUUAUAACUGGAGCAAUUGGAAAUGUCUUCAAUGUUGUCAUCAACUACGUCUUCCUCUAUCCCCUGGAGCUGGGUGUUGCUGGAUCUGCAGCAGCCAAUGCCAUGUCGCAGUAUUUGCUGGCUUUGUUCCUAUGUGCUUACAUCUGCUGGAAGGGUCUACACAAAGCCACAUGGGGAGGUUGGACGCUUGACUGUCUGCAAGAGUGGGGUCUCUUCAUCAAGCUGGCUAUUCCCAGUAUGCUCAUGAUUUGCUUGUCCUGGUGGAUAUUUGAAAUCGGAGGAUUCCUGGCUGGUGUGAUAAGUGAGGUUGAGCUGGGAGCUCAGUCCAUAGCAUACCAACUCUGCAUUGUAGCUUAUAUGAGCCCACUGGGAUUCUCUGUUGCUGCCAGUGUGAGAGUUGGAAAUGCUCUUGGUGCAGGAAAUCCAAAGCAGGCCGUGCUAUCGUGCAAAGUCUCUAUCAUCUGUGCAUUGGCAGUUGCCUGUUUGGUUGGGGCUUUCAUCAUCUCUACCAAGAACGUCAUUGGCUACAUUUUCACCUCCGAGCAAGACAUCAUUCAGAGGGUUGCUGAUGUCAUGCUUAUAUUUGGAUUCAUGCACAUCUGUGAUGCCAUUGCGGGCGUGGCUGCAGGUGUUCUUAGAGGUGUGGGGAAACAGCUGAUUGGUGCUUUGUGUAAUUUUGUUGCAUUCUACUUCAUUGGCUUCCCCAUUGGCGUGUCCCUGAUGUUCGCAGCAAACAUGGGGAUUGUAGGACUUUGGACAGGACUUGUCAUUUGCCUCUUACUUCAGAUGAUAUUUUACGUCACUUUUUUGUGCAAACUUAAUUGGAAAAAGGCUUCAGAAGAUGCUCUUGUGAGAGCAGGGGUUCACAUCACAAAGGAAAAUGCAACAGCUGAGCUGGAACACUCAGAUUCACAUCAGAGUCAGGCCCAGGUCAGUGGAGCUGAGUCUGCGUGUUUGAGUGCUGAGGGAGGAAACACAGACCCAACUGUAGCCAGUUCAGGCAGUAGAGCCUUCACCACCACCACCACCACAGUGGGAGAUGUUCUGUCUGUACCACAGUUGGCUGUAUGGCGUGGUUUGGCAUUAAUAAUCAUGAUCAUCAUCCUUCUUGCUGGAAUAAUCAUCAGUCACUUUCUAAUGAAGCUGUUAAAAUGACGGAUUUUUGAGUGUCAUAGGGCUGCUCAACAGCUUGACCAUACUGAGAAUCUACUCCAGUCUUCAGCUCUGUGCAGCUUCCAGAAACUCUUUGAUUUCCUGGUCUGCAGCCCUCUCAUAUUUUCUUUACUGCACACCAAAAGAGCGGAUGCUAACGUCAGGCUAAAUUCACAUUCAAAAUUUCUUGUAUCAGGUAUCAAAACCCAAAGACUGUAUACAAAUGAUGGAUGAUGCUUUCAGGUCUGAAAUGUACCUAAAGUGUCUUACGUGUGCAUUCUCUAUAACAGACAGCAGCAAGCAAUUCUUCUGCUUGUUCUGCUUGCCCCAGUAAACAUUUUCUCACCUGUGGCUCUGUCACAGGUGUUACAUCUUAUUAAAUACAACAUCAUGUUCACUUAGGAAAUUAUGGUCCCAUUAGCAUCACAAAGGAAAAAGGCAGUUAUGCACUUCACUGUAUGAGUAUACAGUCUCACUUGGUUUCUUAGUGAGUCACCACUCAGUCCUUCUGUCAGUUUUCAAAACACGAAGAUUGCAAAGGCUAAAAUGCUAAGCUCUGAGUAACUUGUUUACUAUCCAACAAGGGGCAUCCAGCAUCCAAUUUUAGUAUGCAGUCUAUGAGGAAAUCUGCUUCAGGAAGGGGGGUGUGUGUGUGUGUGUGUGUGUGUGUGUGUGUGUGUGUGUGUGUGUGUGUGUGUGUGUGUGUGUGUUUUACUAUUAAGGGUCCAAAUGAGGACUUAAUUGUAAGCAAAUGGAAAAUGUAUAUUUUCUGGGUGGAAACAAGGAACUUAAACGUCCACCAGUAACAUUUUAUGCCAGCAUUUUUCACGAGAACAAACAUUUCACUGCACAAUGUCUUCUUAUAUCUUCCUUUUGCUUCAAAAGACCAUACUAUGGACUUUUUUUUUUUAAAUAGAUGUAUCAGAGAGAUCUUUAUUUUCAUGAUCGGUUUAGGCUUUAAACGAAUAGAUGAAGGUCUGUUUAGUCAGUGUUGAGACUUUGCUGAACAAAUACAUUUUUGAGUCAUCUGCCAUUCUUUUCUAUUUCUGUUGUUUUGAUGUUUUUGAGUUCCUUCUGUUGGAAAUCUGAAAAUAAAGAGUUUACUGUUUAAUAGUGAAGCAUUAAACAAUCACAAACUUGUAGUCAUACUGGGCGGCUUUUAAGUGUGAGAGUGUAUGAAUAAAUAACUCCUGAACAAAAAGAGGCUUUUCAUGAAGCAAGCUUCAAAAAGUUGGCUUAUGUAGGGAAAUUCCACAUUAACAGCAGCUCCAUAAAACCCAUUUAGAAAUGACUGUAGGUCAUCAGUCUCAUCUCUGGGACAAACAGAGGUCUCAUCAAUUCACAAUAAAGAAACCUGAUCCUGUUGAUCAGCAGCAAUGAGCUCAGCCACCCGUGGAAAUGACUUCUGUCCCACUCAACCCCCCUCUUGGUUCAGUCAUUUUCGCCAGUUUCCAGAUCAUCUGUCAUGAAUGACCGUGUUCCCUUUCUGCAUAAUCACUGUUAAAAAGUAACUUGUUGCACAGACUGUCACGUAGUCAGGCCCAGACACAUUCUGUAUGAUUUGCAUUUUGAGCCCUGUUUCAUAACUAUGACCAUUUGUUGGAAAUGUCAUUUAAACAUAUACCAUGCAGUGAAAAAUUUCCCCCUUCCUGAGAUCUUUUUCUUUUAAUUUUUGCAUAUGUAAAAGGUUUAGGACUAUCAAACAAAUUUUAAUAUUGACAGAGCUCAUCCAAGUACAAACUACAGUUUUUAGAAGAUCUUAUUUAUUAAGGUGAAAAACAACUUUCCAAAUAUACAUGGUCCUAUGUCAAAAAGCGACUUUCCCCCUUUGCUAAAUCAUGAAUUAAGUGUGACUAACUGCAUUUUUUUUUUUUU
Molecule: messenger RNA, 3899 nt
Organism: Haplochromis burtoni (Burton's mouthbrooder)
Lineage: Eukaryota; Metazoa; Chordata; Actinopteri; Cichliformes; Cichlidae
Product: multidrug and toxin extrusion protein 1
Exons: 16
Coding region: 276-2027 (583 amino acids)
Biological process (GO): xenobiotic detoxification by transmembrane export across the plasma membrane
Cellular component (GO): membrane
Molecular function (GO): antiporter activity; xenobiotic transmembrane transporter activity
Source: RefSeq, a predicted model, not a curated record